AUGGGUUCGUGUAUAGGAAAAGAGGAAAAAGUUGGUCAAUUACCGCCUCCAACUUCGUCACCAAUCUCGAUUUCGCCAAGUCACAAUUUGAAUAAUAAUUCUUCUUCGCCAAAUAAUACAAUUGAUAAAAAAUCGAUUGUUGGAGGAGGAAAUAAUAAUCAGAAUUCGAAUUUUAUUGCACUUUUUCAAUAUGACGCAAGAACUGAUGAUGAUUUGAGCUUCAAAAAAGAUGAUGUGAGUUUUUUGGGGGGCAUUUGAGUUGAAAUGUUCAAAUGUGCUCCAUCGAAAAUUUCAGCGCGAUAUUUAAAAUAAAAAAAUAGAGCGCACUUCCAUAUUAUUCAAUUCCGCCACCAAAAUUCCGAAUUCAAAUUGUUGUUGUACAGAUUCUCGAAAUUCUCAACGACACUCAAGGUGAUUGGUGGUUUGCCAGACAUAAGGCAACUGGAAGAACAGGAUAUAUUCCAUCGAAUUAUGUAGCAAGGGAGAAAAGUAUCGAAUCACAGCCGUGAGUUUUUCAAUUUUCUUGACUUUUUCACCGAAUUUCAUGAUUUUCAGAUGGUAUUUCGGUAAACUUCGACGAAUUGAUGCUGAAAAAUGUUUAUUGAAUCAGAUGAAUGAUCAUGGAGCAUUUUUAGUCAGAGAUUCUGAAAGUCGACAACAUGAUUUAUCGCUUUCUGGUCAGUUUUUUGUGGGUGAAACUUUGAAGUGGGUGAAACUGUUUUCGAAAUCCACGUUCAAUCGUUCGAUUUCAUCCAAAUUUUUUGAAUUCUCCACAGUACACUGUAUUUUUUUUGCAAUUCGAGGGAGACGCAGACUUUAACGUGUGCAGACAAAUCUCUCGCCGAAAAAGGGAGAGAAAUAGUGUGUGGCAGACACACAGCGUGUCGAGACCAGAGAGUGUCUGCGUCUCCUCGAAAUUGCAUUUUUCUAUUAGAAAAAAACACAGUGAGUAA
Messenger RNA from Caenorhabditis angaria, 953 nucleotides. The record is from the annotation of a GenBank genome assembly. NCBI's taxonomy places the organism in Eukaryota, Metazoa, Nematoda, Chromadorea, Rhabditida, Rhabditidae.